Messenger RNA from Oikopleura dioica, 456 nucleotides. Lineage: Eukaryota; Metazoa; Chordata; Appendicularia; Copelata; Oikopleuridae. The record is from the annotation of a GenBank genome assembly.
AUGUUGAUUGAAGGUUCAGGUGCAGGAUCUGGUGACGGCGUAGAGACCACUACUGAAACUGCUACAAGCACUAAUACACCAUCGUCUACAACCCCCAAUAAACCAACUCCUACAACAACCAUUAAACCAACGUCUACAACCACCAGUAAAACAAAUACUACAACCACCAUUAAACCAACCACAACACCAGAAACUGAAGAUUUUACUACGGCCGAGGACGCCGACGAUGGACCAAAUUUGGGUCUAAUUCUUGGCCUGACUUUUGGAUGCACUGCUGCUGUUGGCAUUGGCGCUUUCGGAGUUUGGUACUUCUUAUUCCGAAAGAACGUUGUUGAAGUUGCAGAUGUUGAAAUGGUAGAAAUCGAUGAGAAAAAAGAAGAGUCAGACGAUAAGACCGAGGACAAAGAAGAGGAAAGAGAGGAGACACAAACCAAAAAUGAUCAAAAAGAUGACUGA